UGCCCUCGUCUUGGUUUGCUCUUUGAUUGACCCCCAGGCCGACACUCACCUGAUGAGUUGGUCUCCUGCCUGGGCGCCUUCUGCCCUCUCACCCAACCGCAACUCGAGCCUCUUCGACCCCUGUCCCCCUCGUCGUGAUCGCUCCUGGUCAAACGCUCAAACCGCCGAGCUACUCAAGUUCUCAAUGAACCUCACCAACUUCGACCGUCACUCGCUUGGCACUUCGGUCCAGCUGCCCCCCAUCUACGGUCCCAUCGGUCUCAGGCGCUCUCCUCUACCUUCGUUUGCCGGACUCCCACCGAUCGUCCCCAGCGCAAUGGGCUGUCAUCCUCCUUCGUUUGCUCGCAAGAGCAGUCACGCCGAUUACCCCCUGUCGUCCGCUCGUCACAGUCUACCGUCCCCAAUGGACUCGACCUACUUCUGCUCCCCAGCCGAAGCCGGCCCUAAGCCCAACCAACUCAUCCGGCCAUUUGACGAGCAUCCCUAUUCAUCCCCCGUCCCAUCUCCACACCCGGCACUCUGCUCACAUCCAGCGUAUUCAAGCAACCCACCGAAGCGCUCCAAAGCUGCCCUGGCCACCGAGGAUUGGGAUCAUCCUAGCUUUGCAAGACCACCCCACCGAGCAGUGACCGAGCCCAAGCUCAGCAAGCUAGCCGACUUUUGGCGCCCCGCUGGAAGUCCAAUGGACCUCAACCCAGCUCACCAAACCCCAUCGGUCAAGAAUCAAGCCCUGCCCAUCAGUGAUGAGCCACUUGUGCCAAAUGUCUAUCCGGUUCCUCCGCCCCCACCCUACGAGCAAUCUGCGGCCCCGCUAUCCGAUUUGGCUGCAGACAUCGUCUGGGAACGUUGUUACUUCCCCAAACCGAGGGCAUCCUCCACCGUCGCGGCUGCGCCUUGGGAAUCCGCGUUUUCAUGGUCGACCUGUAACGGCUUCCACUCGGUAACCAGUCCCGCUAGUCAUAAGACUCAGCUAGCAAAUCCAUCAUCCAGCUGGGCUGGCGGUUCGGCCAACAGCUUUGGGGUGAUUGGCGCUGAAGCCAAGGCGCGCAGAUUCAAUCGUCAAUACCCAUCCUCGGUCAGUCCCCCACAGUCGGAUCGCUCCAACUCACCCGCACACUGUAGGAAACAAUCGAUCGGGACCAAGAUGGAGGUCAAGCCAGCCUUCAGACGGUGGACCCGUCAGGUCUUGGAGCAAACGUUGCUCUCCCCUCAAGUCUUGAUCCUUGCACUCUACUAUAUCGACUCAGUCGCUGGAACCGACGUCUUUGGGGAUGCCAAUGGGAAGAUGUCGCUCCUGCCCUACAAGAUGCUCUUGGCCGCCUUGGUUGUUGCCAACAAGACUCUGGAUGAUCACAGCUAUAGGAACUCGACUUUCGCAAAUGUAUCGAGCAUGACGAAUGCCGAGGUGAAUGCGAUCGAGGUUGCCCUAUUGAAAGCGUUGAAGUUCGAUGUGGCACCUUCGUGUGAGCAAUGGACGAACUGGCUCAAGGAAGUAAUUGCGGCGGGCGAGCGGAGCGGUCUGCUCUUGCCCGAGCUAGGUCCGCCCUCGCCGAUCUCGCCUCUCUCGACCCCACAGUUUAGUGGCCAUCCAGAGGAGCGGUCUUCUCAACCGCAUUUUGAGCCCAGCUACCCAGCCCAACACGGCUCGAUCUUCGAUCAAGCACCGACGCCCGAAUUCCAUUGGCACCCCUCGCAGGACCCCCGUGGAUCUAGCGUGCUCAACCAUGGAAAGCCCUUUGCCCCCGCUCCAAUCGAGGCCAUGAACAACGAGCUCCGCUUCCAUCCAGCUCCCGUUGCCCCCCUCGACUCUCAUCGCGAGUUCAUUGGCUCAUCGGCAUUCGCCUCCGAGUUUACUUCCUCUUAUCACCACCAUGGAAGCUAUUUCCCUCGGACCUAUAGCUCUACUUACAGCUCCCAAUGAACGCUGAGAGCUGCUGAGCUGCGCUCCCCUGCCUAUAUAUAUAUAAAUAUAUUUAUAUAUGUAUAUGAGUUGUUGUUCUCUUUGGCCAGCUUCAAAGAUCUCACUCAUCCGCUUUCUAUUUUUCGUCUCUCCUCGAUAAUGGUCACCACUCUUCUUGUGACAUCGAUCGGUCGUAACCGGGCGAAGGAAAAGAGCAACGCCCUCAUGGACAUGCUCGAUUCCUUUUUUUUUUACGUCCGUUUGUCGCGCUUAGGGAUCCCUCGUUCGUGGCCUUCGCUUCCUCGUUUCUGAGCCUCCUUCACUUCACUCCGCUCUGCUCUCCUUCUAUCAACUCGUUUUUUUUUCUUCACACCCUCUCUUGGGCCCUUCGCUAUCCGUCGAUCUGAGACUCUUAGAUAUAGACACACCUUCUUUUCUCUCGCCCCCCCCCAUCUUAUGUUCAUUUUCAUUUAGUUUUAUCAUUUUGAAAUCAGUUUACAUUUCAACCCUUCCCCCCCCCCCCUCUUGCCCUUUGCUAGCACAUCCUUCACCAACUAAAUCAAAACAAUCACAAAAAAAAUAUGAAAAGAAAUCCAUCUACUCCACCCCCCCAAAAAAAAAUAUAUUUAACUAUUACUUAAAUUUCUUUAGUUUAAUCUCUCCCUCUCCCCCUCCCUUCUUACAGACAAUACACGAAAAAAAGAAGUUUAGGAAGCCCUUAUAUGAAAAACACCCCUUAAAGAAAGAAAGAAAAGAUGAAGAUGAAGAUGAAGAUGACUUGACUUUAAUUUGGGCGCUCUUUUCACCUGUGCCCUCCGUUGAUUCCAUCACAAUUGCCUCCUCCUAA
This is a messenger RNA of Puccinia graminis f. sp. tritici CRL 75-36-700-3, 2747 nucleotides long. RefSeq lists its product as uncharacterized. The coding region runs from base 53 to 1921 and encodes 622 amino acids. Lineage: Eukaryota; Fungi; Basidiomycota; Pucciniomycetes; Pucciniales; Pucciniaceae. Gene Ontology annotation, cellular component: cyclin-dependent protein kinase holoenzyme complex; nucleus. The record is from RefSeq and is a predicted model, not a curated record. The transcript is spliced from 2 exons. Gene Ontology annotation, molecular function: protein kinase binding; cyclin-dependent protein serine/threonine kinase regulator activity. Gene Ontology annotation, biological process: regulation of cyclin-dependent protein serine/threonine kinase activity.